Molecule: messenger RNA, 731 nt
Organism: Eucalyptus grandis
Lineage: Eukaryota; Viridiplantae; Streptophyta; Magnoliopsida; Myrtales; Myrtaceae
Product: basic leucine zipper 4
Exons: 1
Coding region: 43-468 (141 amino acids)
Biological process (GO): positive regulation of DNA-templated transcription
Cellular component (GO): nucleus
Molecular function (GO): DNA-binding transcription factor activity; transcription cis-regulatory region binding
Source: RefSeq, a predicted model, not a curated record
UUCCUCUCUCCGGUCCAAUAUUCUUGAGCGGUUCUGUUAGCCAUGUUCUGCUCGGAUGACCCGGUUCACCACCAGCUCCUCACUUAUGACGAGCUGGAAGAGCUCCUGUCGAUCCUCGAGUCAGAGAGCCCCGUCAGCCCCAAUAACUCUUGCUCAGAGGGCUCGAACCGGACCCUCAGUUCCGCAGAGGAUGAUCGGAAGCGGAGGCGGAUGGAAUCAAACCGGAAGUCGGCGGCCCGGUCCCGCUAUCGCAAGAAGCAGCACCUUGAGGAGCUCACGGACGAGUUGAACCGGCUGGGUGUCGUGAACCGGGAACUUAAGAGCCGGCUCGAAUACGCCAUGACCCAGUUCUUCACCGUGCAGACGGAAAACGAGCGGUUGAGAUCCGAGUGUGCGUCCCUAUCAGCUCGGCUCUCGGAUCUACAUUGGAUUCUACUCGCCAUGCAAAAUCACAUCAACCCUCGUUAAUUUUGACUUAAUAACCAAUAAUUCCUCUCUCUCUCUCUCUCUCCCCGUUCUUUAGUUAGGCAGGACGAGUGACCAAAGAGGAUACGAUGGGUGAAGAGUCUUUAAUGAAGCAGAGCUACGUAAAUACAGAGUUUUUAUAUGCUCGGCUAGUCGAGUGUUUCCCAUGCAUAAUGUACAAAGCUUCUUUUUUAUCCAUUUUUCUUGCUGUCGUCAACCCUAGAUUGUACUAGGGUUUUGUUCUCCUGUCGCUGUCACAUUCUCAG